AUGGAUACAUUAGUUAAUAAAAGAGGAGGAGGAGCAGGAGGAGGUGUAGGUGUUGGGUCAGAUAUAAAUAUGGAUAACAUCAACAUAGAUGAUAGUGAUUGUUCAGACCUCGAUGAUGAACAAUACAGACAAAGUAUUAGAAAGCAUUUGGCAUGGUAUGAAAAGAUAGGUGUCGAUGCUUGUCUAUUGUCAAGAGUUAUCAUUUUCCUCAUUGUCAUAUUUUGGAUAUUAUUCGUUAUCUAUGCUGCGCUAACAAUGUAA
Cavenderia fasciculata is the source of this 261-nucleotide messenger RNA. RefSeq lists its product as uncharacterized. The coding region runs from base 1 to 261 and encodes 86 amino acids. The record is from RefSeq and is a predicted model, not a curated record. The transcript has a single exon. NCBI's taxonomy places the organism in Eukaryota, Evosea, Eumycetozoa, Acytosteliales, Cavenderiaceae.